GGGGCGCUGCUCCGCGUCCGCCACCUCCCUCCGCGCCCGGCUCUCCGCUCCGCUCCGCGCGCCCGCCGCUUCCUGCCGCCGCCGCCCGGGCCAUGGCGACCUGCGUGCGGCUGCCGCGCUGCGGGGCCCCGCGCCUCCGAUCCGCGCUCCUCGGCCCCCGCGCCGGCUGCGGGGCGCCCCGGCCGGGCCCGCUCCGGACCUACGCGCCGGGCCCGGGCGGCCUCCCCGCGGCGCUGCUGCGCACCGACUCCUUCGUGGGCGGCCGCUGGGUCCCCGCCGCCGCCGCCUUCCCCGUGCGCGACCCGGCCAGCGGCGCCGAGCUGGGCCGGGUGGCCGACUGCGGGGCGCCAGAGGCCCGCGCCGCCGUGCGCGCCGCCCACGACGCCUUCGGCAGCUGGAAGGGCGCCCUGGCCAAGGAACGGAGCGCGUUGCUUCGGAAAUGGUAUGAUCUGAUGAUGCGACACAAGGACGACCUGGCCAGGAUCAUCACCGCCGAGAGCGGGAAGCCGCUGACGGAGGCGCAGGGGGAGGUCCUGUACUCGGCCCAGUUCCUGGAGUGGUUUUCCGAGGAAGCGCGCCGCAUCUACGGCGACGUCAUCAGCACCGCAUCCCCGGAGAAGCGGGCCCUGGUGCUCAAGCAGCCGGUCGGUGUGGCCGCCGUCAUCACCCCGUGGAACUUCCCCAGCGCCAUGAUCACCCGCAAGGUGGGGGCCGCCCUGGCCGCCGGCUGCACCGUCGUGGUCAAACCCGCCGAAGACACGCCCUUCUCAGCGCUGGCGCUGGCCGAGCUCGCCAGCCAGGCCGGGAUCCCCGCCGGGGCCUACAACGUGGUGCCCUGCUCCCGGAGGAGGGCCCAGGAGGUGGGGGAGGCGCUGUGCACCGACCCGCUCGUGUCCAAGAUUUCCUUCACCGGCUCCACGGCCACCGGGAAGGCGCUGCUGCACCAUGCGGCCGACUCCGUGAAGAGGGUGUCCAUGGAGCUGGGCGGCCUCGCCCCGUUCAUCGUGUUCGACAGCGCCAACGUGGACCAGGCCGUGGCGGGGGCCAUGGCAUCGAAGUUCAGGAACUCGGGACAGACCUGUGUGUGCUCCAACCGGUUCCUGGUGCAGAGCGGGAUCCACGAUGCCUUCGUGAGCAAGCUGGCUGCGGCGAUGAGGGCCAGCCUGCGCGUGGGGAACGGGUUCGAGGAGGGGACGACUCAGGGCCCGCUGAUCAACGAGAAGGCGGUGGAAAAGGUGGAGACACACGUGAGCGACGCGCUGGCCAAAGGGGCCACCCUGGUGAUGGGCGGGAAACGGCACCCCCUUGGGAACAACUUCUUUGAGCCCACGCUGCUCAGCAACGUCACGCGGGACAUGCUCUGCUCUCGGGAGGAGACCUUCGGGCCCCUGGCCCCCGUGAUCAAGUUCCACACGGAGGAGGAGGCGCUGGCGAUCGCGAACGCGGCCGACGUGGGGUUAGCAGGCUACUUCUACUCCCAGGACCCCGCCCAGAUCUGGCGGGUGGCGGAGCGGCUGGAGGUGGGCAUGGUGGGCGUCAACGAGGGGCUGCUCUCGGCCGUGGAGUGCCCCUUCGGCGGCGUGAAGCAGUCGGGCCUCGGGCGCGAGGGCUCCAGGUACGGCAUCGACGAGUACCUGGAGGUCAAGUACGUGUGCCUCGGCGGCAUGUAGGGGCCGUGUUCUUCAGGAAAUAAGGGAGCUCGCUGCGCCCUGGCCCACGCCACCCCUCACUUCACAUGCCCCUCCAGGUGUCGGAACUACAACAGCCUCUCUGGUCCCCCACCCGAGGCUGUUUUCCUUGAGUUUCAGAGAGCGCGGAAGGGCGGGGAGACACACUGAUGUGAGACGUUGAUUGGUUGCCUCCCACACAAGCCCUGACCUGGGCUGGGCAGCAAUCUGCAACCCAGGUGCAGGCCUGGACCUGGACUCAAACCCUUGACCCUCUGGUCCGCUGGCGGGCGCCCGAACCACCGAGCCAAACCCCAACCACCGAGCCAAACCAGCUGUUAAAACUUGACAAAGGUUGUAAAGCUCGUCCAGACCUCCUCAUCUGCCCCUCCCCUCACCGAACUAGGGUCAUCUGGUGCCACGUGCCUGUGGCUGCAGACCCCCCGAGACCCAGCAGACUCCCCGAGACCUGCCACAGCACUGUCUGCCUCUGGGCUAGUGACCUCCAGGGCGUGACUCCGCCACCCUGAGGUGGCUCAGAGCUGAGACCAGAGGAGGGCUCCCUCCCCGCCCCUGUGUCACCUGCCGUGUGUACACAGCCCAGAGCGAAGAACGGUUUUCACAUUUCCAAAUGGGGGAGGGGAACAAUACUGUUUCAUGAAACUCACUCAGCGUCCGUAAAUACAGUUAUUGGAACACGGCCGCGGCCCUGCACCUGCCAGAGGGGCUGUGGCUACUCUCCCGGCCGAGCCGAGUAGCUGUCACAGGGACAGUGCGGCCCCCAAAGCCUGAAGCACUCACUGUGGUUCUUAGAGAAUGUCCCAGCCCUGACCUAGACCCAGAGGGAGGGACCCGGCCCUGCCCUAGACCCAGAGGGAGGGAGGGACCCGGCCCUGCCCUAGACCCAGAGGGAGGGACCCGGCCCUGCCCUAGACCCAGAGGGAGGGACCCAGCCCUGCCCUAGACCCAGAGG
Eptesicus fuscus (big brown bat) is the source of this 2640-nucleotide messenger RNA. RefSeq names its product aldehyde dehydrogenase 5 family member A1 (gene ALDH5A1). Lineage: Eukaryota; Metazoa; Chordata; Mammalia; Chiroptera; Vespertilionidae. The record is from RefSeq and is a predicted model, not a curated record. Gene Ontology annotation, molecular function: succinate-semialdehyde dehydrogenase (NAD+) activity. Bases 93 to 1670 code for a protein of 525 amino acids. Gene Ontology annotation, biological process: GABA catabolic process. The transcript is spliced from 10 exons.